GUGAACUCGAGGGCAGCUCAAACAGAUGUUUUGUUGAUGCAAAACAAACAAGUUUGCUACGCACAACAGCUGGAUUUAUUUGUGACAGAGUGAUUACAAGGAUGUAGUGACGUUAAGUGUGACAGUCUUUCGGUUGACGUUUCUUCACUUGGUACGUGGAAUUUGCCGCAGAGUGAGACCUCUCCACCGCCUCCUGGUCUCUGCGUAGAGAGUGGAUUGUGGACCUGGUCACACCUGCUAGAGAAAUCAACAAACAUGACUUUGAGCAAGCGGACAAAACUUUACUAACAGUCAGACUCUUGACAGAGCGACAACUACUAACAGGAUAUCAAGUCAAAGAAAAAGUGUUAAAAGGAUGUCUGGCCUGGGUGGAAUAAUCUCAGAACUAAUUGUAGACGUGGCUUUAUCGCCUGAUGUUCCACCUGCAGAGCCACAGGUAGGCGGAAGAAAAAACCCACAAUGUGAGGACAGACCCAAGAUUUCAGAUGAGGAGGAAAAUGUAGAGGAAGAAGAGGACGAGGAAGAAGAGGAGACGAUGACCAGCUCUGCUCUCCUGGAGCCGAGCACGUUGCCAUGGCCCGGAGACAAAGAUAAGUGGCCUCAGGUGGACAGCAGUGACGCAGUGUGGUCAGAAAAAGGAACCUCAGAGCCUGAAGAGAAGGACACGGGCAUCAGCGGAGGAAGCCAAGACCUGUCUGAGAGACAGAGCCCGGCGAGUGACCGAAAGAGCAAGGACAAGUGGAGGGAGAGCAUGCCAGAGGGAGAGAGGUGGAGGGAUGAUGAGAUCGAGGUGCAGCGGGACGACAAAGGGGACGGCUCCCAGGCAGAUGAUGAAGAUGAGGGGGAUGAUGAAGAAGACGACGACGAGUCACAGUGGAUGUUAGAGAAACCUGCUCUGGGAUUCACUCCAAAAGUCACAAUUGUGCGUCGAUCGAGCAAAAAGCUCUUUGAGGAGGAGAGUCAUCUCUAUAUCGAGAAGGACCCAGAGAAGGAGCCGCAGAUGGACCCCGACUCUGUGGUGCAGUACUACCCAGAGUGGACCCAGGAGGAUGACAAGUACUACCUGUGUGAUCAUGGUUCUGUUGGAAAACUGGGGCUGAUUCUGUCGCUGGUGGCCGCAGGGGUCCUCUUCCCUCUCCUCGUUUGGGGAGGUUACGAACUCCUUCCCUUUGACUCUCCGAAGCUGCAGAGCACCCCCCUCAGGGUGAUUUACACACUACGCUGCUCCUUCUUCGCUAUCCUCCCAAUCCUACUGGGUGUACUGGUGCAGGGUUUGGCCCGGCUGCGAUUCAGCGAGCUCAAGCCGCUCUAUCAGAAUUCAGUACUGAACAAAGAGGUCGCCGUGCACUGGCACUAUGUCAACGAAUCGCUGGUACUCUUCCUUUUCUACUUCCUGCAGCUCGCCGUCAUGGCAACCUACAUCAGUCAGGAGCUGGUCAAGCUGGUGCCACUGCUGACCAUCAUAUUUGUUUUUGGCAGGCUGAUCUACUGGCUCUGCCUCUCUCUGGGCAGCAGCAUCAGAGGCUUCGGCUUCGGCUUCUCCUUCUUCCCCAUACUGGUCAUGCUGUGCGCCAACUUCUACUUCAUCUGCUCGUCAGUCGGGCAGGAGGCUGUUUUUGAAGUGGCCCCGCCCACUGUAGCUCCUCCUCCCAGGCAGCGCUGGUGGUGACAGUCGUCAAGAAAAAGUGAUCAGAGAAAGACUGACAUCACAACAAAGGAGCACACUCACACAGAACCCCUAACAAAGCUGCAAUCCUUUUAGAUUGUUUACUGGAAAGAACUGCACCAUUUGUUUCAUGUCACAGCCAUUAUACCAGCUUUACAGUUAAACAUACUCUUAAUUUAAACAAAACAAUCUACUGAUGAAAAACGGCAGGAAAUUACUGUUGAUUAUUGUUGUGUUGACACUCGGUGUGGACACGCUUCCUGUGGCUUCACAACAAAAGCCUUCCCAUGCUGAGUCAUUUAAAGCUGCUGUCUGUUGUGAUCAGUUUGACAGGUUUCUGUCAGUUUCAGGGUUCUGACUGAAUCUAAUGGCACUUUUCCACUACAAGUUACCACCUCGGCUCGGCUCUACACGGUUUGGUUGUGUUUCGGUUACAAUAUAGUACCUCCUCAAUGUGGGAAGAGUCAUCACAGCACAGCUGCAUGAAACUGCCGUGACUUCGUUCUAUACACGACACACACAAACUAGUGACUAGUGACUUGUAAAGCAGUUUUCAGUGUAACUGAAUCAUUAGAAUCAGUUAAUUAAAAAGAUUAGUUCAGUACAUCCUGCGUGACCGGAGUUCAUACUCUGUCUGACACAGUCACUGAACUGAAAUACAGUGGCGUGGGUUUGUGAUGCGGCUCGCUGCUUGAGAUCACCGGCUUUCAGCAGUGCUGUCGCUCAAUACAUCAGUACACUCCUCUGUUAAACCAUGAGAUUUUAGACAUUUCCAUGUUAAAUGUUGGAGAUUAAAGUGUGUUUUCAGGAUUUUUAACUGAUCUACAGUUCGGCAGUGUUCAGUUUGAUUCUUGUGCCGGACAUCUUGCUCGUGCUUCUUCCCCUGACGAUACUCUCUGACCGAUCAGUGGCCGGCAGUCUGACGAUGUCAUGCAUAGUAUUGGCUCAGCUAACUUGGAACCUCGCCAGAGCAGGUACUAAAAAAGCACCAGCUACUAUCGCUGAUGGAAAAGCACAAUAACUGUGCCGAGGCGAGUCGAGUCGUGCUGGUGGAAAAGCGCCAUAACGCCUCAUUCCCACUGGUCAAAAUCCCGUAUAAUCCUGUGUUUAAACAGGUUUUUGAUCAGUGGAUUAAAUGACUUAGUAAUGGACACAGGUUCAGCUCUGAUCCACUGCAAACUCAAACGCUAUGACGCACAUAAUUUUUUUCAACUAUGAAUGGUUGCGGCGAACAGUGCUCAAUAUUUUUUAUUUCAUCUCUCGUAUCAUGUGAGUGAUAUAUUGAGAGAGGCUCAAGUAAAAGACACAACUUAUUAACCACCUCAUCAUUAUGACAUAUUCAUCAUGUCACCAUUCACACGUUGGUAAUAUAGGGGUGAAAGAAACUUUAAAAA
Solea senegalensis (Senegalese sole) is the source of this 3060-nucleotide messenger RNA. Its product is annotated as transmembrane protein 79-like. The record is from RefSeq and is a predicted model, not a curated record. Gene Ontology annotation, biological process: regulated exocytosis. NCBI's taxonomy places the organism in Eukaryota, Metazoa, Chordata, Actinopteri, Pleuronectiformes, Soleidae. Gene Ontology annotation, cellular component: lysosomal membrane; trans-Golgi network membrane. The transcript is spliced from 5 exons. The coding region runs from base 356 to 1669 and encodes 437 amino acids.